This is a messenger RNA of Diabrotica balteata, 441 nucleotides long. Lineage: Eukaryota; Metazoa; Arthropoda; Insecta; Coleoptera; Chrysomelidae. The record is from the annotation of a GenBank genome assembly.
AUGAUUCUGAUAUGGAGUGUAACAUUGGGUCGAGGUCGAGGUCGAGGUCAAGGUCGAGGUCAAGGUCGAGGUCGAGGUCAAGGUCGAGGUCAAGGUCGAGGUCAAGGUCAAGGUCGAGGUCAAGGUCGAGGUCAAGAUCGAUGUCAAGGUCGAGGUCAAGGUCGAGGUCAAGGUCGAGGUCAAGGCCGAGGUCAAGGUCGAGGUCGAGGUCAAGGUCAAGGUCAAGAUCGAUGUCAAGGUCAAGGUCAAGGUCAAGGUCGAGGUCGAGGUCGAGGUCAAGGUCGAGGUCAAGGUCGAGGUCGAGGUCGAGGUCGAGGUCAAGGUCAAGGUCGAGGUCAAGGUCGAGGUCAAGGCCGAGGUCAAGGUCGAGGUCGAGGUCAAGGUCAAGGUCAAGAUCGAGGUCAAGGUCAGGGUCAAGGUCGAGGUCAAGGUCAAGUUUGA